Molecule: messenger RNA, 1476 nt
Organism: Daldinia vernicosa
Lineage: Eukaryota; Fungi; Ascomycota; Sordariomycetes; Xylariales; Hypoxylaceae
Product: G protein alpha subunit
Exons: 5
Coding region: 1-978 (325 amino acids)
Biological process (GO): G protein-coupled receptor signaling pathway
Cellular component (GO): heterotrimeric G-protein complex
Molecular function (GO): GTPase activity; G-protein beta/gamma-subunit complex binding; G protein-coupled receptor binding
Source: RefSeq, a predicted model, not a curated record
AUGGCACGAGAAGUCAAGCUGCUUCUUUUAGGUGCCGGCGAGUCGGGAAAGUCAACCGUGCUCAAGCAGAUGAAGUUGAUUUACGCGCAAGGUUUCAGCAAAACGGAAAAGUUGGAAUGGAAGCCCGUCGUAUUCAGCAAUAUCGUCCAGUCAAUGCGCAUAAUAUUCGAUGCCAUGGCCGAUUAUUCCAUCGAAUUUGAAAACAAAGACAACGAGAAAAACCAAGCACUGCUACUUGUUGACGUUGAAAUUUCGCCUCACGAUUCGCUUCCCCAGGAAUACCUCGAGCCGGUCAAAGCCCUUUGGGCCGACAAUGGAGUACAAAAGGCCAUCCAAAAGGGCAACGAAUAUGCUCUUCACGACAACCUAUCAUACUUCUGCGAAGAUGCGGACCGCCUCUGGGCUGCUGAAUAUAUCCCCACCGACCAAGAUCUGCUACGAUCACGUUUGAGGACGACAGGCAUUACCGAGACCAUCUUCGAUUUGGGCCAGCUAACAUAUCGAAUGUUCGACGUGGGUGGCCAAAGAUCGGAGCGAAAGAAGUGGAUUCAUUGUUUCGAGAACGUCAAUGUUCUACUGUUCCUGGUCGCGAUCAGCGGUUACGAUCAAUGUCUGGUUGAGGAUAAGGAUGGCAACCAAAUGAACGAAGCCUUGAUGCUUUGGGAAUCUAUUGCAAAUUCGCAUUGGUUCACCAAGUCGGCCCUUAUCCUCUUCCUUAACAAGAUGGAUCUUUUCAAGGAGAAGAUCGCAUCGAGUCCUAUAACGUCACACGGCUUUGUUGACUACCAAGGUCCGGCAGACGAUUACAAGCAAGCAAGCAAGUACUUCAUGGACAAGUUCAGGGCUUUGAACCGGAACCCCGAGAAGGAAAUUUAUGGUCAUUUUACCAACGCGACGGAUACAAACUUGCUUAAAAUCACAAUGGGCUCAGUGCAGGACAUGAUCAUCCAGCGCAAUCUGAAGCAGUUGAUACUGUGAGUCGCCUGCUUCUGUAUUCCGAAUCUUUCUUCGCGAAAUCGAAACUGGCCAUACCACAAGUUCCCAGUGGUCACUGGGGUGGCUAGCGGUUUCGCUGUAUCGUAUUGCGACGCAUAGGGUAGCAGUCCGACUGAACUUUCCGAAGUAUAUAGCACCUAUUCCGCGCUUGUCUACAUAGCCAUACGAUUACUAUUUACGAUGUCACGAUGCGGCCCGGUCUCCGCAGUAUAACGCCAUCGUCAUCGCCAUCGCGAACGCGUUGCGGACCACGGCCCGCGGCCCGCUACUAUAGACCGAGAUUUACUUCAAUUAUUGGCUGGCCAAGGGGACGUUUGCGUAUUCGAAUGAGAGCGGUUCCCUCUAUUCGUCGAUAAUUGUGGAUUGCGACGUUGCGAGCAGACAUUCCCUAGGGCACCGACGGGCGGAAUUGAUACGAAUAGCAGCCUUUUAGGCGUUCUCUUGGGUCGACGUUAUAUCUGCAUUGGACGAUUACAAACU